AUUGGACUCGCAGUUGAAAACGGGCAGCUAUGCCGCGCGCUUACAGAGAACGAGCUGGACGCGUCCGCCUUGAACAACGGAGGACCGACCCGGGGACCGCUGCACCGGGAGGCUGCUGACAGGCGACCGCUUCCCCGGGGGAAAACCUCCUCCCUGAAAAAAAAAAGAAGAAAAAAAAAAAGAAAGAAACGCGGCCGAGGAAGAGGAGGAGGAGAGCGCGCCGCACGCAUCCGCUUUUUCUCCCGUCUCUCUCUCUCUCUCCCUCUCUCUCUCAUCUCAAACAUCUCGUCCAGCUUUAAUUUCAGCCCCGCUAAGAGAAGAAAAGCAAGGAGACACCCGCGAUGUUGCUGCUAAACGUCUAGGAUUUGCUGCCGCGCGCGCGUGUGUGUGUGCAUAGACUGUGAAUAAAGCUGAGCACGGACAGAGAGCUACAACAACAACGACGGGCUUCACUAUGGUUUUAUUGGCUCUCCGCAGCAGGAGAUGUCUUAAUAGCCGCUGUAUGGGGACGUUAUGCUUGCAGUUGUUGCUGUGGAUUUUAUGUGCCGUGAACGGAGAGGAGCAGCCGUUCAGCGUGGAGGCGUGGCUCCAGAGGUAUGGCUACCUACCUCCUGCAGACCCCAGAAUGUCCGUGCUGCGUUCUGCCAGAGUCAUGCAUACUGCUAUCGCUGCCAUGCAGCGCCGCUAUGGCCUAAAUGUCACAGGGAAUCUGGACAGCAACACUAUAGACGAUAACACCAUAAGGUGGAUGAAGAGGCCCAGGUGUGGGGUUCCCGACGAGCUCGGCGGCGCAUCCAGAUUCAGCGUCAGGAAACGGCGAUACGCCCUCACUGGCCAGAAGUGGCAACAUAAACAUAUCACAUACAGCAUAAAGAACGUGACACCCAAAGUGGGCGCCGACGAGACCCACGACGCCAUUCGGCGAGCCUUUGACGUGUGGCAGAGCGUGACGCCGCUGCGGUUCGAGGCCGUGCCCUAUAGCGAGCUGGAGAGGACCAAGAAAGACGUGGACAUCACCAUCAUCUUUGCUUCGGGUUUCCAUGGCGACAGCUCCCCCUUUGACGGAGAGGGCGGCUUUCUUGCCCACGCUUACUUUCCGGGGCCUGGAAUAGGAGGAGACACGCACUUUGACUCUGAUGAACCGUGGACGCUGGGAAACCCCAACCAUGACGGUAACGAUUUGUUCCUGGUGGCCGUCCACGAGCUCGGCCACGCACUGGGCCUGGAGCACUCCAACGAUCCCACGGCCAUCAUGGCGCCUUUCUACCAGUACAUGGACACGGACAACUUCAAGCUCCCCAUGGACGACCUGAUGGGAAUCCAGAAGAUUUACGGGCCCCCUGACAGGAACCCCCAGCCCACCAAGCCUCUGCCCACGGCGCCCCCACCGCGCUCCCAUCCUCCCUCGGACCCCCGCAAACCAGACAGGCAGACGCGACCUCCGAGGCUGCCCCCUGGAGACAGGCCGUCCCACCCCAACGCCAUACCGAACAUCUGCGACGGAGGCUUCAACACGGUGGCAAUACUGAGGAGGGAGAUGUUCGUCUUCAAGGACCACUGGGUUUGGCGGAUGAGAGACAACUCUGUGUUGCCGGGAUUCCCCAUGCUCAUCAGCGUCUUCUGGAAGGGGCUGCCAUCAAAGAUAGACGCCGUCUACGAGAACAGCGAGGGCAAGUUCGUCUUUUUCAAAGGGAAGCAGUUCUGGGUAUACAAGGACACGAAGCUGGAGCCUGACUACCCAAGGGACAUCACCCAGUUUAGCCAUGGCAUGCCGUCCCAGAGCAUCGAGACGGCCGUGUGGUGGGAGGACGUGGCCAAGACCUAUUUCUUCAAAGGAGACAGGUACUGGCGCUACAAUGAGGAGAAGAGAACCAUGGACCCCGGCUAUCCAAAGCCCAUCUCGGUGUGGAAGGGGGUCCCCGCUUCGCCACAGGGGGCCUUCGUCGAUAAAGCCCAUGGUUUCACCUACUUCUAUAAAGGGAAGGAGUACUGGAAGUUCAACAACCAGUUACUGCGGGUGGAGCCGGGAUACCCGCGCUCAUUCGUCAAGGACUUCAUGGGCUGCGACCGGAUGCCCAGGGAUCCCGGGCGCCAGCCGGCCGACGACGGCAACUCGGACGUGGUGAUCGAGCUGGACAACGAGGCCAGCACGGUGAAGGCCAUAGCCAUCGUCAUCCCGUGCGUGCUCGCGCUGUGCCUGCUGGUGCUGGUCUACACUGUGGUGCAGUUCAAAAGGAAGGGCACGCCGCGCCACAUACUGUACUGCAAACGCUCCAUGCAGGAAUGGGUCUGAGCCGCUGAGAGAAGAGACUAAUGGGAGCGAAAGGGGGGGCGGGGGGGGCGAGGUGAUGAGACACUUGGUGGGAGAAAAUUAAAAAAACAACAAAACAAAAAAAACGAA
Molecule: messenger RNA, 2401 nt
Organism: Poecilia latipinna (sailfin molly)
Lineage: Eukaryota; Metazoa; Chordata; Actinopteri; Cyprinodontiformes; Poeciliidae
Gene: mmp16a
Product: matrix metallopeptidase 16a (membrane-inserted)
Exons: 11
Coding region: 455-2293 (612 amino acids)
Biological process (GO): proteolysis; skeletal system development; collagen catabolic process
Cellular component (GO): plasma membrane; extracellular matrix
Molecular function (GO): zinc ion binding; metalloendopeptidase activity
Source: RefSeq, a predicted model, not a curated record